Conger conger (European conger) is the source of this 1545-nucleotide messenger RNA. RefSeq names its product creatine kinase S-type, mitochondrial-like. Bases 167 to 1423 code for a protein of 418 amino acids. NCBI's taxonomy places the organism in Eukaryota, Metazoa, Chordata, Actinopteri, Anguilliformes, Congridae. The record is from RefSeq and is a predicted model, not a curated record. The transcript has 10 exons. Gene Ontology annotation, molecular function: creatine kinase activity. Gene Ontology annotation, biological process: phosphocreatine biosynthetic process. Gene Ontology annotation, cellular component: mitochondrion.
GGGAGAAACAGGAUUGGUCAGAGAGAGACCAGCUGCUCUAAUCCUGAGCCAGGAUCCAGCGUUCACUCGCAGUGAACUCCCUGUGUCUCCUGGACUUCACCGCAGGGACAAACUCAAGCCUCUGCACAGCGCACCUCUCUCUGGAGCGAGCGACCAGCCGGUGAGGAUGGCCCACUCUUUCACGCGGAUGCUUUCUGGGCGGAGCGCGGCGGUGGCCCUGGCCAGCCUGGGCGCUGGGACCCUGGCCUCAGGCUUCCUGCUCAGCCAGGCGGGGGACUGCCUCUCCGCCGCGGAGAGGAGGAAGAUGUACCCGCCCAGCGCCGAUUACCCCGAUCUGCGAAAACACAACAACUGCAUGGCUGCGGCUCUUACGCCCGGUAUCUACGCCCAUCUGCGGGACCGGGUCACCCCCAACGACUGGACCCUGGACCAGAGCAUCCAGACGGGGGUGGACAACCCUGGGCACCCCUUCAUCAAGACCGUGGGCAUGGUGGCCGGGGAUGAGGAGAGCUACGAGGUGUUUGCUGACCUUUUUGACCCGGUCAUCAAGAUCAGGCAUAACGGAUACGACCCCAGGACCAUGACACACCCCACUGACCUGGACAGCUCCAAGAUCACCUCGGGCAUGUUCGACGAGCGCUACGUCCUGUCCUCCCGCGUGCGAACGGGCCGCAGUAUCCGGGGGCUCAGCCUGCCCCCCGCCUGCUCGCGCUCGGAGAGACGGGAGGUGGAGAGGGUGGCGGUGCAGGCUCUCUCCGGGCUGAAGGGGGACCUCUCCGGCCGCUACUACAGCCUGGGGGAGAUGACUGAUGAAGAGCAGCAGAGGCUCAUCGACGAGCACUUCCUGUUUGAUAAGCCGGUCUCUCCUCUGCUGACAGCAGCAGGGAUGGCCAGAGAUUGGCCUGAUGCUCGUGGGAUUUGGCACAACAACGAGAAAAACUUCCUGAUCUGGAUCAACGAGGAGGACCACACCCGCAUCAUCUCCAUGGAGAAGGGCGGCAACAUGAAGAGGGUGUUUGAGAGGUUCUGCAGGGGGCUACAAGAGGUAGAGCGGCUGAUUAUGGAGAGGGGCUGGGAGUUCAUGUGGAACGAACAUUUGGGCUACAUCCUGACCUGCCCCUCCAACCUGGGGACGGGUCUGAGGGCUGGGGUGCACGUGCGCCUGCCCAAUCUCAGCAAGGAUCCGCGCUUCAAAAAGAUCCUGGACAACCUGAGGCUCCAGAAACGAGGCACGGGGGGCGUGGACACGGCUGCCGUGGGCGACACCUUCGACAUUUCAAACAACGACCGUCUGGGCAAGUCUGAGGUGGAGCUGGUUCAGCUGGUCAUCGACGGGGUCAACUACUUGAUCGAGUGUGAGAAGAGGCUGGAGAAGGGCCAGGACAUCAAGAUCCCGCCGCCUGUGGCCCAGUUCAAGAAGUGAGAACCCCUCAGUCUCUGUGAGGGCUUUGGGGACCCCCUCCUCUGCAGCUUACCAGUGGUCUGUUUGCUGUGUAACUCAAGGUCUUCCACCUACUGUAGCCUCAAUAAACCCCUCUGAUACAC